Molecule: messenger RNA, 3661 nt
Organism: Boleophthalmus pectinirostris (great blue-spotted mudskipper)
Lineage: Eukaryota; Metazoa; Chordata; Actinopteri; Gobiiformes; Gobiidae
Product: zinc finger protein ZIC 4-like
Exons: 2
Coding region: 268-1410 (380 amino acids)
Biological process (GO): regulation of transcription by RNA polymerase II; central nervous system development
Cellular component (GO): nucleus
Molecular function (GO): RNA polymerase II cis-regulatory region sequence-specific DNA binding; DNA-binding transcription factor activity, RNA polymerase II-specific
Source: RefSeq, a predicted model, not a curated record
GAGGAGACAAGGACGCCCCUCUGCGGUGGGGGGCCGCGGCCUGCUCUGUUCCUCCAUUCACAGUAAAUAAAAGCAUGGAGGUCUGACUCUCGGGAUCUAACAGAGCCAGCGGGGGGUAGAGACGCCGCAUGCGCCUGAUUCUUUCACCAAAACACGCGUCCAGGAGGGGGACAGCGGCUGGGCUCUUUCUGUGACACCACCGCACACAUUUGACGUGGCACUGAUCCUUUUAGCGGGACCGGAGCGGGGCAGCCCGCCGAGCACAGCAUGAAGCGGGCGGCUGGAGUGGCCAGGCACAAUGGCCUGGUCUCUCCGCUGGGGAACAACAACUCCGGGGCCUCGAGCAUCGUCUCCCCGACGUUUCUGAGAGCAAACACGGUCUCCGUCGGUCCAGAGAGCGGUGGGGGCGGCGGGGGAGCGGUAGACGGGCUACUGGAUUUCUCUAAAGGCCCCACCAUCAAAACCGAGCUCGUUUGCAAAUGGAUAGACCGAACUAGUUCUCGACAGAUUGGGCGGACGGCGACAUCCGUUUGCGACCAAAGUUUCAGCUCCAUGCACGAGCUUGUGGAGCACGUCACCAGCGAGCACGUAGCGGCCGGGCUCGAGAGCCUGAGUCAUGUGUGCAUGUGGGACGAGUGUCUGCGCGGAGGCAAGGCAUUCAAAGCCAAAUACAAACUUAUCAACCACAUCCGCGUGCACACCGGGGAGAAGCCUUUCUCCUGUGCCUUCCCCAACUGCGGCAAGAUGUUCGCGCGCUCAGAGAACCUCAAGAUCCACACGCGGACCCAUACGGGUGAGAAGCCGUUCCAGUGUGAGUUCUGUGAGCGGCGCUUUGCCAACAGCAGUGACCGUAAGAAGCACUCUCAGGUGCACACGGCCUCUAAGCCCUAUGACUGCAAGGCUCUGGGUUGCACCAAGUCCUACACCCAUCCAAGUUCCCUUCGCAAACACAUGAAGGUGCACGUCAAGUCCUCACCUACCUCUGAACUGCCAGACCCAUACGACCCUCUGUCCUAUCGUCUGCAACAGCCCCCAGCCCUGCUGGAACCCUUAGACCUCAAAAUGAGCCUGUCUCCCCCCAUGGCACACAGGAAUCUCCACUUCCCUCUGCGCUCUAAUCACGACUUUGACAAAAGCUCUGUGGCAGAGACUGACCAUAAAGCUCUGUUCCGGAGUGUGUCCCCGAGCGCUGUCCCUCUGGACCUGUCCCUGUCAGGCCUGAGGAGGGCCCAGCAGCAGCAGGGCCGCCAGCCCCGCCGCACUCAACGCUCUGUCAACCCCGCCAUACCUCACUUCUCCAACAUAAAGGAGUGGUACGUGUGCACCAGGACUACAGCGCCGCACUUUCCUCUGCUCCACCCAGACCGCAUCAAACUGGAGCCCAGUGACGACGAGGAGUAUGGCACGUAGGACACAUGGGCAGGGGCCAUGUUUUUGCCUAGGACUGAGUGGCUCAUUUUGGUAUAAAGUACUUUGGAAAAUGAGGAGUGUACAACACCUACAUGGAACCUCAUAUCCCACUGUGACUGGUGCUACAUGAUUUAGUCUUCUAUAUAAGAUGCAGGGUAGAGCUAAAACACCUGAUAUUCAACUUCUGUUAUCCCCAAGAAGGGCCCCAGGCACUGGGUACCACCACCAUACAUAAGCCAAAUAAUAUUUUGGGAAAAAAAAUAUAUAAUGAACCAUUCAUGUUUCUCCUGUGUUUAAGGAAGAACAUGAUCAGAUGUGUGACCAACAAAAGGAGAGCUUCUGUUCUUAGUUUUUUCCUAAAUUGUCACAAUUUCAGCAGUACUGUACUAAAGUGAGCCACAACACACCUCUGUGCAAAGCAGGCUUACCAAUGCUCAGAUGUUGUCAUAUCGUUAUUGUACGAUACAUUUCAGGACACAGGAGUCAUUGGUGUACUUUCCUGAACCAGCAGUUUUAUGGUUGUUUUUGUAUUUCUGUUUUAUAUUCUUAGAGUGUCAUUUGACAUGAAUCCAGACUCCCAGCUCAAAAGACACCAGAGGUCCUUCAACUAAUAUUUUUAUUCAAAAGUACAUGUAAAGUAUAUGACCGGUGACAGCUCCUUCUAUUUCCAACUAUUUUAAGGGCUACUCUAAAGGCUGUGGUAAGAGUUUGAGCUCUGACAGAAGAAACCUGUCUUUACCUGUAUUGUAGAGAUCAGAAAGUGCUCAGGGAGACAUGGGGACAGAAAUUGCAGUAGACACAGGACAAAACAAUCUCACGGACAGUGGACAUUAGAUCAAUAUGUAGCACUUUGUUCCAUCAAUCGGGAGUGUCUCUUGAUGAAAACAUUUAUAUUGGAAAUGGACCUUUACAUCAGUGGAAGAUGAAUGAAUGAAUCCAGGUAGUGACUACCUACUGUGAUGUGUUUCAGUAACCUAUAGCAACAGUGUUUGUGACGUAGACAAACCACAAAUCUCUGAUGAUUCACAAGAACGGUGUCAGCUUCUCUACUGUUUUCUGAGUAGCAACAAAGGUUAAAAUCUAAAACUGUGUAUUGGUGACAAUACUGCCACACACUAAUGGUUUACCGCCACUUUAACAGGGUGGAUUUCUGUGUUUAAGUCAAAUCUCACUAAAAUUAAGUGCUCAGUUUAUAAAGCCCUUCCAGUGUUAGGUGAACUUGAACAAUUGUUCUUAUAGAUAAAUGGGGAUUAGCAUGACUGAACUACAGCACUUUACAAUGAGACUAGUGGUCAAUUGAAGAAGUACUGUCAUACUGCAGAGGUCUCAGAGCAUGACUCAGAAAUAAGAAAAAAAAUGAUGUGAGCUGCACAAUAUAUGCAAUAUUUAUUUAAUAUUGCUCAAACAAUAACUUCCAAUGUUUCUUCAGAUAAGUGUUCACUGGAGUCUUGAAUUUCCAUGGUCAACCCACACUGUGAUCUAUGCUUCAUUCUGACUGGCCAACCAUUUUGAACUUGGAUUUCAGUUUGUGCAGUCUGUAUUAUAAAUAUUUCUUCAGUUGAUGUUGUGUUAAAUAGUGAGUUUACUUUUCAGAGCACUUCUGAUCUUUAAUGGGACUGUACUUGUUUUCUUGAAUCUCUACAAUAAAGGUAGAAACAGAAUCUUAAAUCACUAUGUUCAGACAGCAGUCAGUUAUGUCGUACAGAAAACAGGGGAAAUACAGAGAUAUAAAUAUAUAAUAUUCUAUAUAAGGUGAACAACCUGGGCCUGAGUGUACAGAGGUUCAGAGUCUUACAAAAUGAGUGGUGAUUCUGUUCGAUCUCAUAAGCACUUUGUUCAAAUGAAUUCCAAACUUUCACUGGUGUUAAUGACGUGACUGCCGUUCCAGUGGGAUUCCUCCAUCUCAUUUUUCUGGGGCAACAACAUCUGAUUGAUUUGGAUGCCAUAAGUGAAACGACUGAUGCCAUAUUUGUGUGUGUAGUGAAUGUGAAGGUGGUGCAAGAGGCUGCAGCACAGCCUCACUCUGAAUAUUGGCACAUCACUAACGCAUAUCUCAUUUGUUUAACUGAAUGAAAAUAAAAUUUUGUUGUUGUAUUGAAGAUUGUGCUAGUCACUGUUGUUAUGUAUUAAAGAGAAUAUUUUGUAAACAAGGCCAGGAUUAUGCAUCCAUCAGGUACUUGGAUAUUAAAUAAUAAUUGGGUUCAGUUUAAUAACAUCAAGUUGAAAAAAAAAACUAUGUUCACCAUAUUAA